AAUUCAGCAGAUUCAGCUGCUGGGCCGAGACAUGCGUGGAGCGGAGCAUGAUAAACUAUGGAACCAACUGGAAGCUGAAAUACAUCUCCACCGCCACAAAACUGUCAUUAGAGCAUGUCGUGGGCGCAGCUUGCGCAAGAAGAAGUUGCCGGUUCCUCCAGGUCAUAGUUUCCCAGAGCUGAAAAAGAAGCAUGGUCUUGGAGACACUAGAGUGGUCACUGUUCACAAAGAGCCAGAGGAGGGCUUGGGCAUGUCCAUAACCAUGUUUCAUGCUGUAAGAUCUGGGCAGCUCUAUGUUGGUGAUGCUAUUCUUUCGGUGAAUGGCAUUGACCUUCGUGAAUCUAAACAUGCUGAGGCAGUUAGGAUUCUCAGCCAACAGCAAGGAGAUAUCACACUUGUGGUCAUGUUUGUGGCACCAGAUGAAGACAGCGACGAGGAGAACCACGAAUCUGAAGAUCUCUAUGGCUUUAGAUAUAGAAUAUUUGAUGAGGAUGUCCUGAGCAGUAUAGCACCUGAUGAACAUAAACCACAUUUAAAUGGACCCACUUCACCGUCAGACAGCAACACAAGCAGGAACUCUGUUGCUGGUGACAUUCCUGAGAACCAUAACAACAAUGGCCUGUCAUCUAGUAGCUCCACAACCUCAGCUCAAGCCACUGCUCUAUCAGCCAGCCAGCCCAAUGAAGUAUCAACAUCCAAAUCACAAGCCACAGAGUCUAUCAAAUCUCAGCCUUCAGAUAUCUCUGGUGACCCCACAAAUGGAGGAGUAGAAGGACCUGAAAAUAGUAGUGGGAACAGCAAAUAA
This is a messenger RNA of Candidula unifasciata, 805 nucleotides long. Lineage: Eukaryota; Metazoa; Mollusca; Gastropoda; Stylommatophora; Geomitridae. The record is from the annotation of a GenBank genome assembly.